Molecule: messenger RNA, 697 nt
Organism: Vespula pensylvanica (western yellowjacket)
Lineage: Eukaryota; Metazoa; Arthropoda; Insecta; Hymenoptera; Vespidae
Exons: 3
Coding region: 53-652 (199 amino acids)
Source: RefSeq, a predicted model, not a curated record
AGUGAUAGACGAAAUAACCGAUUGAUUAAUUUUAUAUCACAACAUAUUCAUUAUGAUGGGAAAUAUUAGUGACGUGUACUAUCUCUUACAACUGAUACUUCCAGAAGUUUAUGUUUACAUACACGAUUCUAUUCUCCGCGAACUCCCAUGGCCUGAUGAGUCAAACGACGAUGAUAUGGAUAAUCUAGAAUCAAAAACUCGUAAUAACAUCCCUAGACACAUAUCCUCGGAUUUAAUAACUCUUCCUUUUAUAUGUGUUUUGUUAUUUAUUAUUCUAAUAAUUUUUGAGAAAUUUUUCAAGAACGAUAGUAAUCAUUAUGCUUCAGCUACCAACAUAUCCAUACCUAACGAUCUGCCAAUGGUAUAUGCAAACACCAGGAUAACAGAUCCUUUACAUUCCUGUGGUGAUACAUUUUUUUCUCAAGAAAUUCUUCAACCAAGUAAUCCUCUUCAAUCUAUAUGCAUGAAGUCACAGCAAUCGAAGAAUUUGAAUUUACCGGGCUCUUCGAUUACGAAGGUACAUUCUGAACAUUUGCAACAUUCUCAAAGUACGCAAACGAGCUUGAGAAUUUUAAGUAAAGCUACUAAAUCACAAGAAUGGGUUGUACGACGUACCAGAAGUGGUCAAAUUUAUGGAAAAUAUCCUGUAUAAAUGAUAAAAACGUUUCUCUAUUAUAGAAUUAUUUUCUUUUUUUUU